Oncorhynchus mykiss (rainbow trout) is the source of this 2156-nucleotide messenger RNA. RefSeq lists its product as uncharacterized. Lineage: Eukaryota; Metazoa; Chordata; Actinopteri; Salmoniformes; Salmonidae. The record is from RefSeq and is a predicted model, not a curated record. Gene Ontology annotation, molecular function: DNA binding.
AUUUCACGAAAUCGUAACAUUUGUAAACAAGGCUGUUCUGGCAGCAGAACUUCGAAAUCGGAAACCCGCAAACGCAUUCACAGGGGAAAUAUUUGGCAUAAACAUACGACAGCUUAGCUAACCAUCUAAUGCUAGUUAGUUAACGUCGUUAACCAGAAUUGAACACCUAGCUACGGACCUUCAAAAUGCAAUGUUGUGUUUGGGGGUGCAAGGCCCAAUAUCGGAAAGGAGGAGGGUUAGGGUUUUUCCGAUUCCCUACUGGAGAGAACGAAAUUGCUCAAAAUCAAAGGAAAACUUGGAUAAAAAUGGUGAAGAUUGAAAACCCCGAACCAGAUCUGCCUUCCCGUUUGGGUGGUAAAUUGGUACUCCAAAUGGGAAACGACUGGCACCCUACUACCUCCUCUCGCAUUUGUGGGAGGCACUUUGUUUUAAAAAAACCAAACCUACAUCCGGACCACCCUGACUUUGCCCCAUCCCUCUUCCUUCGCCCAGAGGACGAUGCCUUGAGUCCGAACACAGCUCAGACAGAAGGGAAAAGAAACCUGCAGAGCUAUGACAGGGCAGUGAAGAAGAAGAAGUGCCUUGACCUUAGUGAGGUUGGAGGUGCUGACCUGAGGGACAGUUAUGCUGACACCACAGAAGAAACUGAAGAGCAGGACCUGGGCACCUGUGUAUCGUGUGAGGUCCUGAGGAAGUCCUUAAAUUAUUUGCAGUCCAGGCAUGAUGCUCUGCAAGUCGAAGCUGUCAAUCUCAGGGCGGAGAGAGACUUUUACAAAUAUAACACAUCUCAAUCCUCUCUCUUUGUUGACACCUUUACAGACAGAGACAAUCAAAUGCAUACAGUGAGAGAAGUGCCAAGCAUGGCUAAACCAAAUGGUAUGAACCAACAAUGUACUGGGAUGGUUGAGGAGCCCUGUCUUAUGGAGGUUGAGGGGUUAUGUUCUGUGAAGGUUGAGGAGCUUUGUCCUGUGAAGGUUGAGGGGGACUAUGAUCAAGUGUUGAUUAAGGAAGAGGAACAACAGGUCCAAAUAGAACUUUGUAGCCCCUUGGCUAGUCAGGACAAAGUGACCCAUGUCUCCCAGGAUAAACCUACCCAGCAUAGCAAUAUUAUGAAGGCCACCAGGCGACCAUGUCUGUUAGCUCAGCAUAAACCCAUCCAGAUAGUCAACACAAUGUCACUCACCGGGGUGGUAGCCCCCAGGCCCCCAAGUCAGGUAACCAAGGAUAAACCUAUCCAGCUUGCCAAAACCAACAACCAAUGUUCUGUGAAGGUUGAGGAGUCAUGUUUUGUGAAGGUUGAGGUGGACUAUGAUCAAAUGUCGAUUAAGGAAGCAGAGCAACAGGUCCAAAUAGAAAUCUGUAGCCCCUUGGCUAGUCAAGACAAAGUGACCAAUGUCUCUCGCAGGUUGCCAAUUCAUGUCCCCAAGGAUAAAACUAUCCAGCUUGCCAAAGCCGUAGUAGAAAGCCACCUAAUGACGAACCAUCUGCCUGGCAGCCAAACCACUGCUGAGCCUUUACAGAAGACUCCUCUGUCAGCUCAAACGACACCUGUUGCAGGCAAACAAAUUCAGAGAAGCAUAACACACACAGAGAGGGAUGAGUUGCUUUGGCUGGGCUACAUGAAGUGGAAUGUGCGUCUUCCUGCAAGCACAAUUAGAACCGCACACAAGUUUCAGACGCCUAGGGCAACAGUGCAAUACCUUCUACACGCGGUCUUCUCCCAAUGUGAACUCGCCACCAGCAAUCUCAAGGGCAUUCCUGCACUGGGCCUUAACAAACUGGACCCGGACAAACUUUCUGCCAUAAGACAGUUUGUCACCACCAAGUUUCGUCGUUUAGACAUGCGUCAAUGUGGUAAAGACUGGGUCAAGUGCCGGCGCCAGAUAACCAGCAUGCUCCGGAACAUUCGGAAGGAGGACAGGAAGUCGAGGGGGCUCUCAGGAAACCUUUGUAUGAUAGAGAAGGUGUUAACGGAUCAGAGUUUACCCCGUCAGCCAUCGCCUCCCUCAUUCCCCUCGAUCUCCCAACAGCACACAGCUGCCUUCUACAACCCAACAGAAGAAGAAGAGAUCCUCUGUCUGGAGAGUUAGGUUACACAAUAUCUGCAAUGAUGUUUGCAUUUUCUUGAAAUAAACAGUUUGUUGGGAGUAAAAAAA